Pseudopipra pipra is the source of this 6795-nucleotide messenger RNA. RefSeq names its product family with sequence similarity 13 member A (gene FAM13A). NCBI's taxonomy places the organism in Eukaryota, Metazoa, Chordata, Aves, Passeriformes, Pipridae. Gene Ontology annotation, biological process: signal transduction. The transcript is spliced from 23 exons. The record is from RefSeq and is a predicted model, not a curated record. The coding region runs from base 282 to 3233 and encodes 983 amino acids.
CUUAGUCCUCAGGUGUUCUACUUGUACUCAUCAAUUAAUUGGUUAACCUAUGAUUCAACAUGUCCAAACCACUGACAAGUGCUUGUGAAGUAUUUCAGCACUGCUGAAGCACUUGGGCAUUCACUGCAGGCAACAGGAGGAAAUUUUGCAAUUGAGUAGCUCCUGGGCUGGGCAAGACCUCACCUCCCCUGCUUCCCUGUGCCACACCAUCCUUUCCUCCCCAUUGGCAUACAGAGGGUAUUUUUCAGCAAAGCAAAACGGCUGUGAGAUUGAAGGAGGACAUGAAAAAGAUAGCUGUGCUUCCACUGAACAAGCAGAGGGACUCAACUUGUCCAAAGGUGUUUGGCGUGAGUCUUCUGGAGCUCCAGCAGCAGGGACUGAGCAAAAACGGUAUCCCAAUAGUUGUGUGGAAUAUAGUCGAGUACCUCACUCAACAUGGUAUGACGCAGGAAGGUCUCUUCAGAGUAAAUGGCAGCAUGAAAAUGGUGGAGCAGUUGCGUCUGCAGUACGAACGUGGAGAAGAAGUGGAACUUGUUAAAGAUGGUGAUGUGUACUCAGCAGCCAGUCUGUUGAAAUUAUUUUUGAGAGAGUUGCCAGAUGGGAUUAUCACGUCUGCCUUACAUCCCAGAUUCAUUCAGCUUUACCAGGACACAAGAAACGACAUGCAGAAGGAAAGUUACUUGAAAGAACUCCUUAAAGAACUGCCUGAGGCUCAUUACUGCCUGUUGAAGUACCUGUGCCAGUUCCUGAUAAAGGUUGCUGAACAUCAUGUGGAGAACAGGAUGAACCUUUGCAACCUUGCCACUGUAUUUGGGCCAAACUGCUUUCAUGUGCCCUCUGGAUUUGAAGGUAUAAAAGAACAGGAGAUCUGCAACAAGAUAAUGACAAAAAUGCUGGAAAAUUACAAUACCUUGUUUGAACUGGAAGGCUUGGAGAAGGAUGAAGAAAAGCCUGUAUGUGAAGAGCUAGCAAGAAUAAUUUUGGUAAAAAUGACCAAGUCCACAGUGGAACGAUCCAACCAAAUGUGCCUAGUGCCACAACCCGGCCGGUCAGAUGGAAUACCUCGGGUCAGCCUCCAAUUAACAGAUAGUGGUUCACGUGGGAAGGAGAUGGACUUAACAGAUGAAGUCUCCUUCACUAACAGUGAUGUGUUUUUCUCCAGCUCCCAAGAAGAUGAGCGGCCUAUGUCACCCUUCUAUGUGAGUGCCCAUGUAUCACAAGUCAGUAGCAACAUUCCUGCUACAGGAGAGUAUUUAGAGAAGACAAUCCGCUCAGCCGUGGAGCAGCAUCUCUUUGAUGUUCAUGGCUCAGGCGGCCAGAGUUCAGAGGACUCUGAAUCGGGAACAUCUUCAGCCUCUUCUAAUGUGUCUGCCAGGCAGAGGAGGCGGCACCACAAAGAGCAGGAGGAACCCCGGAGAAACAGAGACAUGGAAGUUGUCAACAAAGAAAACAUUCCCUCUGGAUUCAGCAAUCUUGAGGACUGUAUUCUAGCUGCUCAAGAAGUAGAAAAAUUACAAGACGCCAGCUCUGGAUAUCUCAGUGAAAGGAAUAAAUCGAAGCGGCAGAAAUCUAGCACCAGGCUUUCAGAGCUCAAUGACAACCAGGACAGUCCUGUGAGUAUGGAAAGCUUUAGCUCAUCCAAGCCUAUAGACAGAACAGGACCUGAUGACAUGGAAAUUUUAUCUGAAGAAAGCAAAGAAAGUGAAAACGAUGAGGUUUUUUUCAGGCAUUCUCAGCUGACUACAAGUAUGAAGAUUCAAGAGCAUCCAAGCAUGCCUGAAAACAAGUUGCAAAGAAAUCAAGAUGCUGAUGAUCAGGAAAACAGCUUUGUAUCUGAAGUGCCUCGGCUGGAUUUAACCUCACUGUGUGAUGACAACAACUGGGAAGAGCCCAUCCCUGCUCUUUCCUCAUGGCAGCGAGACGGCUUAGACUCAGAUGAGGCUCGCCUUUCCCCGCAGGCUGGGCGCUUGAUUCGCCAGCUGCUGGAUGAGGACAGCGAUCCUAUGCUGUCCCCUCGCUUCUAUGCCUAUGGACAGAGCCAGCAGUACCUGGAUGAUACAGAAGUGCCUCCUUCUCCUCCCAAUUCUCAUUCCUUCAUGAGGAGGCGGAGUUCAUCCUUGGGAUCUUAUGAAGAUGACAGAGAAGACCUUACCCCUGCACAACUCACCCGGAGGAUUCAGGGACUGAAGAAAAAGAUCAGGAGAUUUGAGGACAAAUUCGAAGAGGAGAGGAAAUACAGACCUUCCCACAGCGACAAAGCAGCCAACCCCGAAGUGCUCAAAUGGACAAAUGAUUUGGCCAAAUUCCGAAAGCAGCUUAAAGAGUCAAAACUGAAGAUAUCGGAGGAAGACCUUGGCCCUGUUGUGCGUCAGCGAAGCAACACGCUUCCCAAGAGCUUCGGCUCUCAGCUGGAAAAGGAUGAUGACAAGAAGCAAGACCUGUCAGAUAAAUCUGCCAAGCCUGCUGUGGAAGUAACCCUUGACUCUAUCCAGAAGAAGCUUCAAGAAAAACGAGCAGAGACAAAUCGACCUGAAGAUAUUAAGGACAUGACAAGAGAUCAGAUAGCAGCUGAAAAAGUGGCUCUUCAAAAAGCUUUGCUGUAUUAUGAAGGCAUUCAUGGCAGACCGGUUACCAAAAAUGAACGACAGGUGAUGAAGCCAUUGUAUGACAGGUAUCGCUUGGUCAAACAGAUCCUCUCCAGAGCCAGCACCAUCCCUAUUAUUGGUUCCCCCUCCAGCAAGCGGAGAAGCCCUUUGCUGCAGCCAAUUAUCGAGGGCGAAACAGCUUCCUUCUUCAAGGAAAUAAAGGAGGAAGAGGAGGGGUCCGAGGAGGACAGCAAUGUGAAGCCAGAUUUCACAAUCACCAUGAAAACAGAUUUCAGCGUGCGUAGCUUCUUGGAUCAGCUGGAAGAUGAUGCUGAUGGCUUUGUUUCCCCGGUGGAUGAUAAGAUGCCAUCUAGGAGCAAUCAGGAUAUGGGGCUUUCAAAUCUCCAUGAAGCAUCCAUCUCUGAACUGUUGGAGCAGCUCCAAGAAGUCAGGGAAGAGAAAAAGCGUAUCAGAAAAAAGUUGAGAGACUUUGAAGAUAAUUUUUUCCGACAAAAUGGAAGGAAUGUGCAGAAAGAAGACCGCACUCCCAUGGCUGAAGAAUACAAUGAAUACAAGCAGAUAAAGGCCAAGCUGAGGCUGCUGGAAGUCCUGAUCAGUAAAAGAGAUAUUAGCUCCAAGAUCAUGUAAAGGAGGAGAUUGUUUUUGCCAAUAAACAAAGAGGAGAGAGCACGAAAUGGACAAAUGCAUGAAGUGGAUGCAGCAGGAGCUUGACUGGGGAGAGUUGAGGAGCUCCCUCGGAACUAAGGGCCAUUCCUGGAGGUGGGAGAGGGAGGAAAGGUGGAUUUCCGUCACUCUCUACACUCACUGUUGCCCACUCUUUCUCCAGGCCUGAUGCCCAAAAUGGAGUUUGCCAGUGUAGGAGACACAACACUGCUCAGUGACUGCACUGAAGGGAUCCUUCUGUAUUGAUUUGCUUACAGAUCCUGUAAUAUUUAGAAUAUCAAAACCAGCCAUGCUAUUCUUUUUUCCCAGGAUUUCAUAGCAAGAGGCACAGUAGGAUGAAUAGUAAUGAAAUCAUCAAAUAGCUUCUACCUUCGUUUAACAGACAAGCGCCCUGACUGCUCUCAUGUGAACGUCAGGUAGCACCAAGACUGUUCUCUUGUAGCUACAGUAAAGAUUUGCUCAGACUUUUGACCUGACUGUUUGGAGUCCAGCAUCUUCUGUUGCUCUGGAGAAAUGCUCUAAGAAUCUCGUCACCAUCACCUAGAGCUGGUGUGAGUUGCAGUUUUGCCCAGGUUUGAGUUGGGUUUUCUUCCCACUUUUUUGAUGGCCAAUUCAACUGAAGUAGAAGGAAGUACCUACAUCUGUUUGGGAUAGUAAAGAAAAUGAGCCAUGCAGGAAGGUUCUUGCCAGCUUGUUCCACUUGGAAGGCGAUACGGUGACAUUAUGACUAUGAUUGGGCAACAGGGAAGAGAAGAGGUUUUAAAAGCUUAAAGUCAGAAUUCCUUGGGAUUUGGGUAGUUGGUUAAAUAUCUGGUGUACAGUAUCUGGAAGAUAUCUGGAAGACCCUCCCCAUCAGUAGUUCAUCAUCUGAUACAAACAUGAGUCUAAGCUGAGCAGUCCACAUGGGUGUCCCACAUACUCACUAGCCUAAAUUUUGUUCAUGUACCUCACAACUGUGUGGGCUGCAGCAGUGACACUGUGAUGAUGGCAGCAGAGGAUGGUCUCUUCCCAGUGUGUAGGAGAUAUGGCAGCACAGAGGAUACUGCAGGGAACUGAGAGCCCAGAGCCAUGUUCUGCCUGUGGAAAGGGCCUGUGUCUCGGGUGCAAGUUCUGACAGUUCAGUGUUUUCAAAUUUGCUUAUGACUUUCAGAAAAGUGUCCUGAGACAACUCAUUCAGGUGCUUGUGUCAAACAUGCUGCCUGAAGGAGAAAGGCAGCAAGUUGCUGAGGGCUCACAGUUCUGCAGUCCUGAACCACCUGGGCUUGCUCUCCCACUCCAGAGGCUUGAGUGCACCCCUUGGUCUGCCCAAGCCAGGGCUUGACCCUGAUGUCCCAGGGAGAGCACAUCCAUAGUGCUUUAGCUCCCCAGGGGAUCCUUGCCAGUGUGCAGAAGCCAAAUGGCUGAGAUGAAAUCAAGUGCCAGUUGUAGCCAGGCCUCAUGUACAUUGCACCAGAGGAGCCAAGAGGACUCUCAGAACAACUCCUCCCCCUUCCCUCUUUAUUACAGGCAGGUAAGCUCACAAAUAAUUGUAUUGGGGUUGUGGUAGUUUCACUUGCCAUAUGUGCUGUGUUAAUUCUUGCCAAAACUGCUGCUGUUUUGGUCUCUUCAGGAUCCCAUGAACUCUUUGAAAGGCAGCCAUCUCCCAGUGGGUUGCACAUGCCCAUUGCUAGUCCUGAUAGGUAAGGCACUGAUCUGCAUUAGUGAAAGCACUUAGGAUGGGAACUUAUGGGUUGGUUUGGUUUUUUACUGACUGCAGAAUUGCCUGUUUUAUAUAAAACCAGCAAAGACUGAAUUUCAUAUUUCCCAGUGGUCUGGAGGACUUGUGUGCUGACCUGGAGCUUGGCUUUUCAGAGGUGCUGAGUUCUCAUCUCCUGAGAGAUGUGGGACUCUGCCUCUGCAAAACUGAUCCUUUGGGUGUGUUAACUGGGCUGACAGAUGGGCUCAAAAAGUGCUUUUGAAGGUAUUUGACUGGAAGGGAAGCCUGACCAGGGUAAACCCCUGUCCUAACACAGGGCAGCCCAGGAAACCAGAGCUGUGCCUUUGUCCUUCAGCCUGUUCGUGCAGGCUCUUCCUCUCACAGUCAGCACUCCCUAGUUAUUUUAGGUAAGGCAGCUGAGCCAAACUGGCUGCAGUGUCACUCUGCUAGUAAAAGCGUGGGAUGAGAAAGGAUGUUGAGUUACCAAAAGGUGCUUAGCACUAGCUCGUUUUUGUAUUGUUCAGGCCCAGUUCAACAAAACAAAAACCUGGAUGGUGAGCAUGUGCCUCAAGCUGGUCUGUUUUGGGAUUUUGCUGAAUUACAAUGGACUAAAGCUUGAGUGCUUUGCUGAAUCUGGGCCUGGACACCUUUAAAUGGACAAGAGAAGCAAUUUCUGCCCUUUUUCAUAAUCAUGCAUUUUUUCAGUGGGCCAAGGCUUCCCAGGAGUAUGUUUUCUCUGCUUAUUUUUAAAAGCCUGUUUGCACUGUGUACUGAUAAAUUAUCUGUUUUGCUGGGUUUUGCCCCUGACAAAUCUUGAUAAAUGAUAUGUAGGGAACAGUCCAUUUUAUUUUUAAACUGAUGAGAUUGUAGCAUUUUCUGAUGCUUAGUUACUGCUGUUUACAUGGUAUAUUGCUAGAAUUUCAGAUAGUUUCUAUGAAAUGUAAGUACAGUUAUGCACUUUAGAGAGUUUAUAUUUUUGGACUUUGAAAACUAAAAGUAACAAAGCCUGUUAUCUGAGAUUGUACAUUAAAAGAAAAACCCACACCUAGCCAGUUUCUCUUUUUAAACUGUUCAGGUCUUUCCCCAUGGCAAAAAAAAAGUAAAACUUCAUCUGCCUAGUUGUGAACUGCUAGAAAAGACUGUUGUAGAUAAGUGAAUUUUAAAAUUCCAGUCCUGGAAAGAUGUGUACAAAUGCUGUCCUGGGUUUGCAGAUGCUGUGACUCCCCUCUCCCAGGCCUGCACAAGGAGGAGGGCUCCUGAGCACUAAAACAUUGUAUCUCCCACAAAUGAUUUGACUUCCCACUAACCACAAAUAGCCAGGAGUUACCUUUGUCCUGCCACACUAAGUCAAUCCAAGCAACAACUGUGUGUUUUGUUUGAUAAUUUGUCUGUGCCAACGUCAAUGACUAUUGACUGGAGAAUAUUAAAUACAAGACUGUGCUUUUUAAAAGGUGUGAAGUACUGUACAAAAAUGUACUUUAUGUGAUAUAAAUAAGCUGUUUAGUAUAAGACAACCUGUUUUCAUGUUGCUAGAACAAACUGUCUGCUGUAGAUGGCAGUACGGUCUGUUGGGCUUCCCGUCCACUGGGGCCAUUUCAGACGUGUGUCUGUAUGUUACCACGUUGUGGUAUAAUAAAUCAUGGUGGUUUAUGUAAAUGAUGGCCAUGAACGGGUUGUGGACAAAAUAAGAUUGCAAGAGUUAAAGAUAGAGGAAAAACUUGUCAUUCUUACAAGUUGCAUUUGGUUUUAUUCCGUUUACUCCUGAGUAAACAGUUUGAAUAAUGGAUGUUUAUGUUAAAGGCAGUGAAAUUAAAGCAUCUUAUCUUUUAA